This is a messenger RNA of Alternaria incomplexa, 831 nucleotides long. RefSeq lists its product as uncharacterized. Gene Ontology annotation, molecular function: oxidoreductase activity. The transcript has 2 exons. The coding region runs from base 1 to 831 and encodes 276 amino acids. NCBI's taxonomy places the organism in Eukaryota, Fungi, Ascomycota, Dothideomycetes, Pleosporales, Pleosporaceae. The record is from RefSeq and is a predicted model, not a curated record.
AUGGCUACAGUGUCGUCUGAACCUCCACCACGCGGACUCAAAGGCAAAGUCGCGAUCGUGACCGGAGCAGGUUGCGAUGGUGAUGGAAUUGGGAACGGGCGUGCGAUAUCGAUCAUGCUCGCCGAUGAGGGCUGCCAUGUCCUCUGUUUGGAUCUGAACAUGGAGUGGGCUCAGAAGACUGCAGAAAUGGCAGCUUCAAAACCGCAUCGCGGAAGAGCUAUCGCGAUUCAAGCCGAUGUCACCAAGGCCAAUGACUGCGAGGCUGCAGUAGCCAAAGCAAUGCAAGAGUUCGGCAAGCUGGACAUACUGGUGAACAACGUCGGUGUCAGCGGUGCAUCAGGAACGGCGGUUGAUGUCGACAUGGAAGCUUGGGCGAAAGGACUUGAGAUCAAUGUGAGCAGUAUGGUGCAGAUGGCGAAGUACUGCAUACCGGCUAUGCAGAAGAACGACGGCGAAACGAAAGGCAGCAUCGUCAACAUGGGUUCUGUCGCUGGACUGAAAGGCGGCACACCACAUCUUUUGUAUCCGACCAGCAAAGGCGCGGUGGUGAAUAUGACAAGGGCGAUGGCUGCGCAUCAUGCGACCGACGGUAUCAGGAUGCUGUACACGCCGAUGAUGUACGCAGGUGGCAUGAGCGAAGAAGCCCGAGAAGCGCGAAAGAAGAGAAGUCUGCUAGGCACGGAAGGCAAUGGAUGGGAUGCUGCAUGUGCUGUGACUUUUCUGAGUUCAGAUCAUGCGAGAUGGAUAACGGGUGCGGUGUUGCCUGUCGACGCCGGUGCGACAGCCGCAGUAGGGAUCGGUAUGCCAAAGAGCGCCAGUGUCAACGGCUAG